GUAAUAGCGAUGACCUGCUAUGACCCAGCUGCUGUUGUUUUUCGUAUUUGCAACGAUCACCAAUUUUAUCCUGGGCAAAUACACCGUUUUUGACGGAUUUUGAAAACCAAUCUUCAGAAUGUCACUUUCUGGGACCUUAUCCAAUGUGGAAAAUUUCUCGCCCCAUGUAAUCCGUCAGAUAGUGAAGGAGAUUGCAGAUCUGAAGUCGUCUCCGCCUGAAGGCAUCAAGGUGUUUCCUAGUGAUGAAGACAUAACUGAUAUUCAUGCUGUCAUUGAAGGACCAUCUGGAACCCCCUAUGCAGCUGGGCAGUUUCGAAUCAAGCUGGUGUUAGGUAAAGACUUCCCCAAAGCUCCUCCUAAAGGCUUCUUCCUCACCAAGGUGUUCCAUCCCAAUGUAGCCAGCAACGGAGAGAUCUGUGUCAACACACUCAAGAGAGACUGGAAGGCUGAUAUGGGUAUCAAACAUCUAUUAUUGACUAUCAAAUGCCUACUUAUCUACCCCAAUCCUGAGUCAGCGUUGAACGAAGAGGCGGGCAAGCUGCUACUAGAACAGUACGACACGUACUUCUCACGAGCCAAGAUGAUGACCGAGAUCCACGCGCAGCCGCACCGAACCUCCAAAGAAUCGCGGGAGAAUGAGGAUUCAAAUCCCUCCACGUCGGGCAUUAAUUCACAGCACGGACCAGCCGCAAAGAAGCACGCGGGCGACAAGAAGGUGGCUUUAGCGGAGAAGAAGAAAAAAGACAAAAAGAGAACAUUGAAGAGAUUAUGAUGUAUGCCAAAUUGAAAUCGCCAAUUUCCCGGAAAUUU
Lytechinus variegatus (green sea urchin) is the source of this 810-nucleotide messenger RNA. RefSeq names its product ubiquitin-conjugating enzyme E2 S-like. Bases 119 to 772 code for a protein of 217 amino acids. The transcript is spliced from 4 exons. Lineage: Eukaryota; Metazoa; Echinodermata; Echinoidea; Temnopleuroida; Toxopneustidae. The record is from RefSeq and is a predicted model, not a curated record.